This is a messenger RNA of Diatraea saccharalis (sugarcane borer), 3172 nucleotides long. The record is from the annotation of a GenBank genome assembly. NCBI's taxonomy places the organism in Eukaryota, Metazoa, Arthropoda, Insecta, Lepidoptera, Crambidae.
GCUUUUUGGUCGUGCUUUGCUCUGUGGGAGAACUGGAAAGAGGAAUACUUGCAAUAAAACAUUUUUUAUUUUUUAUUCCCAUGUAAUUAACUAUAUUUCCAAAAUGAAAGUUUCAUUUAAUGAUUCAAUGUUUUCUGUACAUAAUUGGUAACUGGCACUAAGACUGCUUAUUUCCCAGUGUCAAUAUUGACAAGCAGGUUCAAAAUGUCGAAGCGGACAGCAGAAGACGGUGGCAAUGGCAGCAGCAGCAGCCAGCCGCCGAUCAAAAAAGUUCACUUCGAGCCACAUCUUAUUGGACCAGUGUCCACUCUCGAAGAAAUGGAUAUAAAAGUCCUUCAGUUUCAGAACAAGAAGCUGGCACAGAGAAUAGAACAGAGACACAGAUGUGAAGCUGAACUCAGAGCAAGGAUAGAACAACUAGAAAAAAGACAAACACAAGACGAUGCUGUGUUGUGUGUUGUAAAUAGAUAUUGGAAUCUACUAAACGAGGACAUAAGAGUCCUGCUGCAACGCUUUGAUGCGGAGACUGCUGAUGAGUCUGAGAAUAAAAAUGAAAAUGAAGCAACCACAUCAUUUUUGAUGCAACUGUCCACAUGGGAUAAAGAAGAGCUUGAUGCUCAGUUAGCAAACCGUGUGCAAGUUAGUAAGCGGGCAGUGUCUAAAGUGCUGCAGGCCUUUGAUAGGUUGCAACAGAGAAAUGAUAAGAUAUGGAGAGCAAUCAAGGGUGAAGGAGAAGAAGGUGCACCUGCUCCAAUUUUGGAUGAAGUAGUGCGUGCCACUAAUGAAGAAGUGACCGCUGAGAAUCGUCGUCUUCAGGCUCUGUGUACGACAUUACACGAAAACCAUCACACCAUGACGCUCCGGGUGGCACAGCUUCAGGAUGCUGUCAACAGUCGCGAUACAGAGAAUGCAGAGUUAAAAAAUCAAAUUGAUGAUCUCCAAUAUGAGCUGAUGAAGGUACGGUCUCGUAACGAUAAAUUGGAGAACCACUUGGCUGAAGCGAUCGAGAAGCUGAAGAGCUACCACCAGUCGGGCGCGAGCGCGGGCCCCGCGCCGGCCGCCCCGCACUCGGCCGCCAGUGCCAAGCUCGAGGACAUCGCCGCUGAACUCGAGGAGCAGCGGGAGCUCGCCAACAAUCGGCUGGCUGAGCUGGACCGGCUGCAUCGACAGCAUCGCGACACGCUCAAGGAGGUCGAGAAGCUCAAGAUGGACAUCCGUCAGCUGCCCGAGUCGGUUAUAGUGGAGACGACGGAGUACAAGUGUCUGCAGAGCCAGUUCUCGGUACUCUACAACGAGUCUAUGCAGAUGAAGACCGCUCUCGACGAGACUCGUUUGCAGCUGCAGAACGCCAAGAAUCUACACAUGAGGCAAAUAGAGAUGAUGGAGAGCGAAGAGCUAGGCAGGCAGAAAGCUCUACGAGCAGAAAUGAUCCAAUUGGAAGAUGUUUUAGGUCAAUUAAGGAAAGAGUAUGAAAUGUUGCGUAUAGAGUUUGAACAAAACUUAGCUGCAAACGAACAGACUGGCCCUAUAAACAGAGAGAUGCGACAUCUUAUCACUUCACUACAAAACCACAAUCAGCAACUGAAGGGUGAGGUGCACAGAUACAAGCGAAAAUAUAAAGAUGCUAGUCAGGAACUAAAUAAGGUACGUAAAGAGAUGGAAGAGGUAGCCGGUCGCGGUACCGGUACUGAAACUAUAGAGGAGAAACCAUUAGCUGUCAAAAAAGAAGAACCCGACCCAGAGGGUGAGGAAGGCAGUUGCACGGAUAAUAAACCAGGUGCCAAAGAAUUGGCACGAGCCAAGCUACAGGAACAAGAUCAACUCAUCAAGGAUCUCAAGCUGCAGCUAAAGAAGGCAGUGAACGAGCAGAAAGAAUUGAAACUCUUGCUGGAUAUGUACAAGGGCGUGAGUAAGGAACAGCGAGACAAAGUGCAACUGAUGGCCGCCGAGCGGAAGGCCAGGCAGGAACUGGAGGACCACAGACAAAAGGCCAAAAUGGCACAGGAAAGCAAACGGGAACGUCGUCUAGCCGAUGAAGAUGCGCUUAGGAAAAUCAAACAGUUGGAGGAACAGAAAUAUGAGUUGCAGAAGCAGCUUUCCUGCGCUCGCCCUAACGCUGAUCCGCUGCACGCUUUCUCCAGGCCUUUCGCUGGUUCGCAGGAAGAGGAAGCUCUCCUGAACGAGAUGGAGGUGACCGGUCAAGCAUUCGAGGACAUGCAGGAGCAGAACUCCCGGUUGAUACAGCAGCUGCGAGAGAAGGACGAUGCCAACUUCAAGCUGAUGUCCGAGAGGAUCAAGGCUAAUUCCUUGCAUAAGUUGCUGCGAGAGGAGAAACAGCUGCUGCAGGAACAGGUGGUGACUCGCGACCAGCAGAUCGAGUCGAUGGGCGGCGUGGCGCGGCGGCUGGAGGAGAAGGAGCGGCUGCUGCAGGCCACGCUCUCCGCGGUGGAGAAGGAGCUGCUGCUGCGCCAGCAGGCGAUGGAGAUGCACAAGCGGAAGGCGAUCGAGUCCGCUCAGUCCGCCGCCGAUCUCAAGCUGCAUCUGGAGAAGUACCACGCUCAGAUGAAGGAAGCGCAGCAGGUGGUAGCAGAGAAAACAAGUGCAUUAGAAGCUGAAGCAUACAAAACAAAAAGAUUACAUGAGGAGUUAGCGAUAUUACGUCGCAAAGCGGAACGCAUGAAGAAAAUGGAGCAGGCAGGAAGCAGUAUGGACGAUGUACUACUUGAAGAGAUCAGGGAAUACAAGGAAACCCUCACCUGCCCCUCUUGCAAGGUGAAACGCAAAGACGCCGUUCUGACGAAGUGUUUCCACGUGUUCUGUUGGGACUGCUUGCGUACGCGUUACGAGACGAGACAGAGGAAGUGUCCCAAGUGUAACGCGGCCUUCGGUGCCAACGACUACCAUCGCCUGUAUCUUUCUACGUAGGCGACGCGUAUACGUACGCACUGGACAUAACCAAACUGGAACAGGUAAGAGAUCGUUCACACCGAGCAUAGAAGCAGAUAAACGCCGCCGAGAAAUAUAUAGUUUUAUAUUAAACAAUAUUUCUGUAACAAUUAGAUACUAUAAAAAAAAAAACAUGUCGGCUUUGUAAAUAAAGAAUGUUCAUAUACGAACGUUAAUAAUGUAAAUGCUAAAGCAUUCAAAUGAUAGUUGCCGAACGCAAUCACAG